UUUCUACCCUUUGCUCGUCGUCGUCGUUGUCGUCAUCGUCGUUGUCAUCGUACGGCCGUCUCUCGUUUCAUCGUACACACUCGUGGCGAACGGUGCAGUGAGUGGUAUUUCCCUAGUCAUCGAGUCGAUACGCGGUACGGAUCGCGUCCUCGCCUCUUUUCAUAGGAUUCUUCACAAUCGCGUAUGAUAUUUCGAGCUGUCGAUCUGUCGAGAGGGAUCCUCGAUCACGGUGGAAUCAAAGGUUAUAACCUGUCAUCGUCGCCAUCGUCAUCGGCGCCGCCGACGUCGUCGUCGUCAAUCUCAAUCAGCUGCUUCGCGGGUAGCCGUCCAAUAGCGGUGCUUUCAGGCGUUCACACGUCGACACAGCCUACGUGCUAGAACUGAAGGGUCCGGAGAGCACGAAGGCGAGAAGAAAUGAGUUGGACGUGACACAAUGACAUGAUGAAGAGCCUGGUGGGGAUCAUGUGGAUAGUGUUGGUGCUCAUAUCAGGAUGCUCAGGAAAUCCAGAUGCGAAACGAUUGUACGACGACCUCCUGUCGAAUUACAACAAGCUGGUUCGUCCAGUGGUCAACGUCACAGACGCCCUCACCGUUAAAAUCAAGCUCAAACUCUCGCAGUUGAUCGAUGUUAAUCUCAAAAAUCAAAUCAUGACGACGAACCUCUGGGUCGAACAGUCAUGGUACGAUUACAAGUUAAAAUGGGAUCCAAAGGAAUAUGGUGGGGUGGAGAUGUUGCACGUGCCAUCCGAUCAUAUAUGGAGGCCCGAUAUAGUUUUGUAUAACAAUGCCGACGGUAAUUUCGAGGUGACGCUGGCAACGAAGGCGACGUUAAAUUACACAGGGAGGGUCGAAUGGAAGCCACCGGCCAUAUACAAGUCUUCCUGCGAGAUCGACGUAGAAUACUUCCCGUUCGACGAGCAGACGUGCGUCAUGAAGUUCGGCUCGUGGACUUACGAUGGCUUCCAGGUCGAUCUACGGCACAUCGACGAGAUCCGUGGCAGCAACGUCGUAGAUAUCGGCGUCGAUCUGUCGGAGUUUUACACUUCCGUCGAGUGGGAUAUCCUCGAAGUCCCAGCCGUGAGAAAUGAAAAAUUUUACACGUGCUGCGACGAGCCCUACCUCGACAUCACGUUCAACAUCACCAUGAGACGGAAGACUCUGUUUUACACUGUCAACCUUAUAAUACCGUGUAUGGGCAUCUCGUUUCUCACGGUGUUGGUCUUCUAUCUGCCAAGCGACAGUGGCGAGAAGGUCAGCCUAUCAAUUUCGAUUUUACUGUCGCUGACUGUGUUCUUCCUCCUGCUGGCCGAAAUUAUCCCGCCCACGUCGCUCGUGGUACCGCUUCUCGGUAAAUUCGUCCUCUUCACCAUGAUCCUAGACACCUUCAGUAUAUGCGUAACCGUGGUAGUCCUUAAUGUUCACUUCCGGUCGCCACAGACGCACGUGAUGGCACCAUGGGUCCGUCGUGUUUUUAUCCAUGUUCUGCCAAGACUACUGGUGAUGCGCAGGUAUAAUACGUCUUCGAAGAGAUCCGAUUACGAUUCCAGGCCGCAGUACCAGAUAGACAAGCGUACCAUGGGUGCCCAUCACGGCCAACGCGUGAUGGUCAGAACGUGCAAUGGUCUCGAAUUACGAGACCCAUCUCUCUUCGUAGAGACUUCGGCCUCGGAGCUGGUUGAGUCCUCCGUUUUGUUCCCGAGUCUCGAUUCGCGGGACGAAUUACACCCUCGGGAAUUAGAAGCUGUGAAUUUAGGAAGUGCGUGUCGCAUUCACGGUUCACCAGCAACCACGGCUGCUCCUCCACCGCAACUGCCGACCGAGGAGAGCGUGGACGCUCUCUGUAACACUCUUCAUCAUUGGCAUCACUGCCCAGAACUAUAUAAGGCUAUUGAAGGCAUUCGUUUCAUUGCUGACCAUACGAAAAGAGAAGAGGACUCUACCAGAGUCAAAGAAGAUUGGAAAUACGUCGCGAUGGUGCUUGACAGGUUAUUCCUGUGGAUUUUUACACUAGCCGUAGUCGUCGGCACGGCAGGUAUCAUCCUGCAGGCACCAACGCUCUAUGACGAUCGCAUCCCCAUUGACGUGCGACUGUCCGAGAUCGCUUCCACCACUGCCAAGCCACACAUCGUCACAAGCCUCUGAGAGACAAUUGUUCAAUUUCGUUACCUUCACGUACGACGCAUGCUCGCAUACACAUGCGUUACACACGUACAUACAUAUACAAUGUAUUACGCAACAACGUAAGAACAAAUUAUGAAAAUGCGUUCACGUUGACCAGGGACUCUUUUGCAAAGAAUACCCACGUGCUGUCAAUCAUUUCGAUGGUACAUAUAGGUUGUACGGAAAGUCUGUUAGCGUUAAUCGACAUUGAUAACCUUCGGCCGCCAUUUUGCUAGAUCCGAAGGGGCUGGUAUCGUUCAAAUAUUUCUAUAUAGUCCUAUCAUUAUAAUACUUCCACCUCUAUCGCUUGAAUUCUGGAUUAAUUAUAUUAUCGGUGACAGUUCUUUAAUUCUCGCUAGCGUUUGCAAUUUUUCAUUUGAAACUAUACAUUUACAGAUUUAUUGAUUUGUAAUACGAGAACGAUAAAUAUACGUUUGAAUAGACAUUGGUAAAUGUAUCCAAGUAUUCAUUGAUUUUAUUCGAAUUUAAGAGAUUUCGAUACAUUUGCAAACACGAUUGAAAAAACAGAGGUUUCUCGUCCCUGGUGUAAACGACUGAAAGACUGAAGCCUCGAUGAGAGAAAGGGAGUCUUCGAUUUUUCGCGCGAAUUAUACGACUAACGGCCAAUUAACUGCUAUUCCCCUGCUCAAGGCGAGGAUUCUCAAAUCAUACGCACAUCAGCGAUCAGAACGUAGGAAUAACACUAACGAAAAUGGACGACAAUUAGAUAAAAUGGAAAUGAAAUAAAUGUAAUUGAACAUAUUUCUUGACCUUGAUUGCACCCUUGAAAGUCAUAUUUCUAAAUGAUAAUGUUAUGUUUCUUCAGUUCUCGUGUAAAAGAUUAAAAUACUUGCGAAGGACAAGAAAUAUGUUUUUGCAUGAACGUUGAAGGCAAAUGAUUUUUGAUUCGUGGUUUUAUUGUUAAUAUUACAAACGAGCGAAAGACAUGUAGGGAAAUCAGGUUGUUGAUACAUGUACACAACGUAGAAUUAAUGUGGAGAGACCUAAGAAGAGUUCGAGUUUAUGCCAGUUGCAUUCACAGUACAAUUGUGAUUCUUUAACGGUAUAAAAUUAACAAACGAAUUACAUUCGAGGUCAUUUCUAAGAACGACCGUGAACAAUAGUCAUAAAAAGAAGUUAAACAUACAAUAUAAAUAUUAAUUUGUUAUUUAAGUGUUUAAGGAAUCACUGAUGUUCCGUCACCCUUGAAGAACGCCUCAAAGAACGCAAUUUUGCCAUUGAAUCGCAUUAAAGUGUUCUCGUGUCUCGUUACACACAGCGAAGAAAAAAUGUGGGACCGAAGUGUUAUAUUUUAGACACAACAUAGUUUCGAAUCGAAACGAGUUUUAAAACGGAGAACGAUCAACGACGUACCAAAGCAAUUGUUAAAGUAAUGGAAAAAGGAUCACAAUAAUUGAUGUAGAUGGCAUGGGAUUUGACAAAGCCUGUUGCAGACUCAGGAAAAAAGGAAAAGAAUGAAAGAAAGAAGAUAUUGAACAGUUUCCGAAGUUUACAUUGAGCCUGUAACAAUGGGGCCAUAUUUUCACAGAAUAAAAAGAAAAGAAAAGAAUAGAGAACAAAGUCGCAUGUCUCUCUAGUUGUGAAGCUGCAAAUUCUAAAAAUCUGGAUCCACGUACGACAAGCAAAUUGACGUAAGAGAAGAAGAAGAAGCGCUAGGCCUAAGAAAGUUUCACCGACUCAACUUUUAUUGCUCAUAAUACGUAAUAUGUUCGUAAUAAGAUACACUUUCGUAAUUACGUUCGUUCCAGUAUCACCGACGAACCGUGAGAAAUUUAUUAGACAUAUUAACAUCACGUACAUGAAAAGACAAGAAAACAAGAUGAAACGCACUAAAAAAACGAAGUAAUAUGAAAACAAUUGCAACUGUUUAUUAUUGCAAUCGCGUUCAGGAUAAUUUACUGUCUUCCUAAGCUACGAAAAUUAACGACUUACUUUUGAUGGACAACAGUCGCGUUGAUUCCAGUUCACUGUUGUUCCCUCUUAAUACAGAUGCGAAAAAUAAACGAAAAGAAAAAAAUAAUAAAAAAAAAAAUGAAAAUAAGUAGAGCCGAGUAAUUGGUAAAAUUAUUAGUUAAGUAUAUAUGAAUAGCCAGGAUUUUACGUCUUACAAAAAAAAAAAAACGAAGCAACGAUCCGCUGCUUAAAAAUCCUUUCGACGAGACUCUUUUUGGCCGCUGAUCGUAGACUUUCCAACCAGUCCUACUACUUUGAAAAACCUCGGCUCGUAGUGUGUAUCAUGACGAACCAUAAAUGCCUGCCACCAGUAGUCAACAAACACACCGACAAAGAAAAACAUUUUGACAAUUUUGUAUGCACUACUCCGAAAAAAACUAAUUAAUGAGAAUUACUCGACGAUACAAAUUCUUCUAGCGAAUUUUAUUAUUAUUAUCGUUUGUAAUACACGGAAGUUUCUUUUGGAAACGAUAAAAUUAGGAAAAAAAUUUCGAGAGAACGAAAGAAACAAAAAUUAGCUUGUGGUUGGCGCGGUCAUCGCAUAGAUAUGGAUUUCACAUGUGGACCCUGUGUUUCUUAAUAUUUUUUUAUUUUAAUUGUUUGUCGUUUGAGAGAGAGUGUGUGUGAUAGAGAGAGAGAGAGAGAGAGAGAGAGAGGAAGAAAGAGAGAGAGAGAGAGAAAGAGAGAAAGCGUGAAAGUUAUCCGCGUGAAUGUGUGAGGAGUAUUAAUGAAAUAAAAAAAAACAAAAAGUAGAAAAAAGAAGAAAAAUUGAUUAUACAUUAUUAUGAGGAAGUAAGCGCAGUGAUAGUUACUCAACGUAAGUUACAAAACAAUUUAACGAUAUAUAUAUAUAUAUAUAAAUAUAUAAAUAUUAUAAAUAACCAUUACCACACACGAUAAAAGUAAUAUGGCAAGAUAUUUUGUGAGUGUGUCUAUAAGCUCGAUUAUAAAACCUACGUAAAUUAAGCAGACAGUUUGUCUUCAUUCACGAAAUUGAAGAUGUUGUUCCCAUAAAGGAAGAGAUUUUAUAAAUGGUGUGUUGAACUUUUAACGGUCGUCAUUCACAUGAAAUGGCCUUAUAUUCAACACUCGGACUCACAACGCAUUCAGGGAGAGAAGUGUUGCUAUAUUAAAUGUAGUUUUACUCGUCGGAUUGUGCGUAGCGCAUAAUCUGUCAAUCUAUGAUUAAAUGUUUUACCAUCGAUUAUGUACUUUCACUUUAUACGUGAUAUUCAUUUCUUAAUAUGAAAUAAUGUAUCCAUUAUAAUUCAUAACUGCGACGAACUUAAUUUUUAGCCACGGAAAUUACUUAAAUACGUUACUGUAUUUAAGAAUAAGUAAUUCUUUUAAAAAAAAAAUAUUUCUUGCUUAAGAUAUUACAGUAAGGUAUUGGGCUUGUAUAAGAUAUUUCAAAAUAAGUGUCAAAUGAGAUAGUUAUUUAUAAAAAUAUAAGAAGACUUAGUUUUCUAUAUAUAUCUUUUUUAAAGAAGGAUUAAAAGAUCAGAUUCAAUAAAAUACAGAAAGUGACUUCCAAGCAAUCUAAGGUGUAGAAAAAAUAACUAUGUUUAAGAAACUGAGAUGUAACUUUGAAAAUGUCCUGUAAAUAAAGUAUUAACACCUUACUUCUUGGAACUCCUACUUUUCUGUAACCUUAGAUUGUUCAAUCAUUUUGUAUUAACUCAAUAAUAUAUUAUUUUGUUUUUUUAAUCAUCUUAAAUAAAAAGAUUUUAAAUAAGAAGCUCUGUUAUAUUUAACAGCUAUUUCAUAUGAACAUGUGACACUUAAUUUGCGUUAUCCUAUCCAAUACCCAUUUGCAAACAAAGAAACCAUAAU
Molecule: messenger RNA, 5967 nt
Organism: Bombus pyrosoma
Lineage: Eukaryota; Metazoa; Arthropoda; Insecta; Hymenoptera; Apidae
Gene: nAChRa3
Product: acetylcholine receptor subunit alpha-like
Exons: 14
Coding region: 439-2142 (567 amino acids)
Biological process (GO): regulation of membrane potential; signal transduction; monoatomic ion transmembrane transport
Cellular component (GO): neuron projection; postsynaptic membrane; synapse
Molecular function (GO): acetylcholine-gated monoatomic cation-selective channel activity; transmembrane signaling receptor activity
Source: RefSeq, a predicted model, not a curated record